Zootoca vivipara (common lizard) is the source of this 2546-nucleotide messenger RNA. RefSeq names its product deoxyribonuclease-1. Gene Ontology annotation, biological process: DNA catabolic process. Gene Ontology annotation, cellular component: nucleus. The record is from RefSeq and is a predicted model, not a curated record. Gene Ontology annotation, molecular function: deoxyribonuclease I activity; DNA binding. NCBI's taxonomy places the organism in Eukaryota, Metazoa, Chordata, Lepidosauria, Squamata, Lacertidae.
AGGCCAGGGGAGAAGGUAGCUUGCCACAGCAAGAGCUGGAGAACUCCUGGCUUCUUCACCAGCCUGGCUCACCUCUGCCUCUCUGGCCUCCCCUCUUGCUUCCGCUUCUGAUUCUGCACUUCUCUCUGCCACAGACUCCCUGCUCACGAAACCCUGUUACAUCUUCAGCUUCAGACACAUCCUCUUCCCAGGCUUCUCCCUCUGACUACUCAUCACCAUCCCACCACCAAGCCUUAGUUCCUUGGGGGUUUCCUAGCUGGUACCUCCUACCAUUCCUCUGUGUCCAACUAAUCUAAUCCAUGACACAGAGAGACAGGAGAGAGAGAGAGAUGUGUACAGUGGUACCUCGACAUAUGAAUGACUCGACAACCGAAUUUUUCGACUUACGAGUGGGGCAAAUGGCCGCACGCUUAUGAAUUUCUCGACAUCCGAACAGAAACCGUGGUGGUUUUAGGUAGGGUUUUUUCGACUCACAAAUUUUUAGAUGGGGUUGCUUCGACUUACCAAUUUUUCCAUUUCCAAUGCAUUCCUAUGGGAAAUCGCGUUUCCAAUGGGGUUUUUCAACUUACGAAUUUUUCGACCUACGAAGGUGCUUUUGGAACGGAUUAAAUUUGUAAGUCAAGGCACCGCUGUAUAUGGACAAAGGGAUCAUUUAUGGACAAUAACUGAGGCUGCAUAUACUGUUCAGCUUAUUCUGAAUGAUUGCUGGUUCUGGAAGGACAGUGGCAGCAAGUGAGGAGGAGAAAGUGGGAAUCUGACUUCUGGGAUUCCCUUCUCUCUCAGCAUACAAGUAAUCAUGCUGGUGUGGCCCAGCACUUUCUCUGCUAGGUUGUCAUAUGUCAAACGCAACAGUCAGUACAAAGGCCUUUUUCCUCCCCUGCCUGGAUGCUGAUGCAGCAAUACAGUCCUCUGGGCUAUCAUCACCCUCCAGCAUCAGUUUGAUACAUACAUCAAGGAACACCAGGGCUAUGGGACAGAGCUUCACCCUUCUGCUCAUCUUUCUGGGCGUGCAGGUUGUGGCAGGAGCCUUCAAAAUCUGUGCUUUCAACAUACGCAGUUUUGGGAGAGCCAAGGCAGCAAACCGGAGGGUCAUGGGAGCUCUUGUCCAGAUCCUCUCUCGCUGUGAUAUUUCUGCGAUCCAAGAGGUGCGAGACUCCAAGGGUGCAGCUAUUCAGACGUUGCUGCGGGAGCUGAACAGGUAUGAUCCCUCUCAUCACUACAGCCGCCUGGAGAGCAAGAGGCUGGGGCGAGGAAGCUACAAGGAGCAGAAUGUCUUUGUGUAUCGAAUGGAUGUUGUGUCAGUUACUGAUUGGUGCCAGUUUGGGGAUGAGGAUGCCAGAGAUUAUAAGGCAUUUGCCCGGGGGCCCUUUGCUGCUCGCUUUCACUGUCCAUACACAGCUAUCCUAGACUUUGUGCUACUUUUACACCACACCAGUCCUCGGGAAGCUGCGCAUGAGCUUGAUCUGCUGUUUGGAGUGUGCACAGAACUGAUGCAACGGUGGAAAACCGAGAAUGUGAUGCUGCUGGGAGAUCUGAAUGCUGCUGGUGCCUACAUCCCAGCAAGCGCUUGGGCUGGGAUCCGCCUGCGCAAUCACCUUGCUUUCCACUGGCUCAUUGGUGACAGAGAGGACACCACAGUCAGCCACCGGACCUGCUGUGCCUAUGACAGGAUUAUAGUCCAUGGAGAAGAGCUGCUUGGCGCCAUUGUACCCAGAUCCGCCAAGCCUUUCAACUUCACACAAGCACUUGGACUAUCGGAGGAAGAGGCCCUAGCAGUCAGCGACCACUAUCCUGUAGAGGUGAAUCUUCGGCCUGCUCCGAAAGCCCAGCGAGAGCUCUAAACCGUCAACCAUCCUUCUGGCUAUAGAAGCAAGAGCAAUGGCAGGGCAAAAAAGAGACUAACUUCUCUAUUCCAUUCAGCAAGAUCCAUCUAGGGCAGCAGUGGAAUUCCCAUACAGUAAAAGCCAUCUAAUGCACAUACACCUCCUCCCCCCACCUCUGCACCUUGCCCCCAGCAUGAAAAUCAAGGUGACACAAGAGCCCCAUCUACAUUGUAGCUAGGACUUGCAAGCCUUCUUGCAGGCCUAUCCAGGUGUGCCACAAUAUUCACCACCUAAGCUUGGGGCUGGGGACCCAGGUGGCGCUGUGGGUUAAACCACAGAGUCUAGGGCUUGCCGAUCAGAAGGUCGGCGGUUCGAAUCCCUGCAAAGGGGUGAGCUCCCGUUGCUCGGUCCCAGCUCCUGCCCACCUAGCAGUUCGAAAGCACAUCAAAGUGCAAGUAGAUAAAUACCGUGUUUCUCCCAAAAUAAGACGUGCCUAUAAAAUAAGCCAUGGCACGAUUUUCUUGAAGCAACAAAAUAUAAGACAUACCCCGAAAAUAAGCCGUACCGGGGUAGUGGUGGGAGCAGGUCUGGAUGGUGCUUCUGUAACAAAGAGUAAAAGGAAGAUGCCUGUCCUUGCCGGAACCGCCACGUGGAGCUCAGACCGAGCGGGAGCCGGCAAAAGCUGCAGCACGCGCUGUGCCGAGCCCCAACCUAGCGGGACCU